AUGGAAGAAGAAUAUGUAUCAGAAAUUAUACUUGAAUUACAACCAAGGUCUCAUCGAGGUUAUCGUCGUUUAUUUGGAAUUCGUGAAAAUAAAUUUUUCAAUAAAGAACUAUUUAAUAGAAAUGAUUUUACGAAAGAUUUUAUUAAUAAAUAUAAUAGAAAAGUUCUUCAACGAGGGCAACAUAUUGAAUGUAAUGAUUUAAUGGUAGAAGUUAAACAAGUUAUAAGAGCUUCUUCGACAUUUACAGGAACAACUCAAAUCGAAUUUCGAUUAAAAGGUCGUCCAUUGACAACUGGAGAAAAAACUUGUGUUAAUAGUAAAAUAAUCGAUAAUAAAGGAACAUUAAAUGAAUCUUUUAUCAAUGAACUACUUUAUAAAAAUCGUCAAACAAAUAUUGAUGUUCAAGUUGAACAAGUUUAUUCUUGCUAUUGUUCAGAAUGUAAAAAAAGUUUAAAUCAAGGAGAUUUAUAUGUGAAAAGUGGAAAUUGGAGUCGACCGAUUCUUUGUUUAUCCUGUUAUGAUUUAUUAUUUACUCAUAAAUGUGCUCGUUGUAAUAAAUUAAUAACUUUUGAUCAUGAUUCAUUAACAUCAGAUGGUUUAACUUAUGUUCGCUUUGUUCAACAUAACGAAUUUUAUUGGCAUUCUGAUUGCUGCGUUUGUGUAACAUGUUUACAAUCUUUAAUUGGACUUAAGUUUUAUCAAGAUCAGAUUUAUAAUCAAUUAUUUUGUCUUGAACAUAUUCCUUCUCAAUUAGAAUAA
Rotaria socialis is the source of this 759-nucleotide messenger RNA. The record is from the annotation of a GenBank genome assembly. Lineage: Eukaryota; Metazoa; Rotifera; Eurotatoria; Philodinida; Philodinidae.